This is a messenger RNA of Vigna unguiculata (cowpea), 680 nucleotides long. RefSeq names its product glucan endo-1,3-beta-glucosidase 4-like. Lineage: Eukaryota; Viridiplantae; Streptophyta; Magnoliopsida; Fabales; Fabaceae. The record is from RefSeq and is a predicted model, not a curated record.
GAUUAGCCGUUAGAAAGAGACCAUAACUUCCUUGCUUUUUCUUUGGCUGUUUGUGUACUAUAUAAGCAAUGUCUUUGGUAUUUAUUCUACACACUCACUAGUCUUUAUCAAUCACCAAAGGCUCUGUUAUCUUCUCUCGAAAAUGGCAACAUUGAAGCUGAAGUUAAUGCUUCCUCUACUUUUCCUGUUCAUGAUUCCUCCAAAACCAGCAUAUGGGGAGUUUGAGCAAUGGUGUGUUGCUGAUGAACAGGCCACACAGAAUGAAUUGCAGACAGCUUUGGAUUGGGCUUGUGGAAAAGGAGGUGCAGAUUGCAGAAAGAUUCAAGUGAACCAACCUUGCUAUCUUCCAAACACGUUAAAAGACCAUGCUUCUUAUGCCUUCAACAGCUACUAUCAGAAGUUCAAGCACACUGGUGGUUCUUGCAACUUCAGAGGUGCUGCCAUGACAACAGAAACGGAUCCUAGUCAUGAUUCUUGUCACUAUGACUUCAUUCCAUGAUCGCAACUGUGACAGAACUUCAAAUAACUGCAGCAAUAACGAGAAGUUGGACUUUUUUCUGGGUCCCAAACUCCAAUUAAGCAUUUUUUUGUAGAUUUUUUAUUUUAUAAUAUGGAUAGAGCUGAAAUUUUCCUUUGCAAUUGCAAAAACUAAUAAAUUAAUUUCUUUUUUCCUACCUUAA